Aplosporella prunicola CBS 121167 is the source of this 1143-nucleotide messenger RNA. RefSeq lists its product as uncharacterized. NCBI's taxonomy places the organism in Eukaryota, Fungi, Ascomycota, Dothideomycetes, Botryosphaeriales, Aplosporellaceae. The record is from RefSeq and is a predicted model, not a curated record. The transcript is spliced from 4 exons. Bases 1 to 1143 code for a protein of 380 amino acids.
AUGGGCUCCAGAUUGCUCAACGCACCCAUUGUGCUCGACAAUGGCAGUGGCACGAUCAGAGCCGGUUUCGCGGGCCAGGACCUGCCCAAGUGCUUCUUUCCUUCGUAUGUCGGCCGGCCGAAGCAUGUCAGAGCGCUAGCAGGAGCGUUGGAGGGAGAUGUCUUCAUCGGACAACGUGCGCAGGACCUGAGAGGCUUGCUGAAGAUUAACUACCCAUUGGAGCACGGCAUCGUCACGGACUGGGAUGACAUGGAGAGGAUAUGGCAGUAUGUGUAUACUGAGGAGUUGAAGACUGUCAGCGAGGAUCACCCUGUGCUUCUGACCGAGCCCCCCCUCAACCCGCGGACCAACCGCGACACCGCCGCACAGAUCCUUUUCGAGACCUUCAACGUCCCCGCUCUCUACACUUCCAUCCAAGCAGUCCUCUCGCUGUACGCAUCAGGCCGCACGACCGGCAUCGUGCUGGACGCCGGUGAUGGCGUAUCGCACGCCGUGCCCGUAUAUGAAGGUUUCGCGAUCCCCAACAGCAUUCGCCGGAUAGAUGUGGCGGGAAGAGAUGUGACGGAGCAUCUUCAGACACUGCUGAGGAAGAGCGGCUACGUCUUCCACACCAGCGCCGAGAAGGAGGUUGUGCGAGCGAUCAAGGAGAAACACAGCUACGUGUGCCUGGACCCGAUCAAGGAGGAGAAGGAAUGGUCGGGCAGCGCCACCCGGUCGAACGAGAAGACUGUCGAGUACACGCUUCCUGACGGCCACAAGCUCAAGAUUGGGGCGGAGCGGUUCCGCGCCCCCGAGAUUCUCUUCAACCCUGAGCUUAUUGGAACAGAGUAUCAAGGCGUGCAUCAGAUGGUUGUUGAUGCAAUCAACAGGACAGACCUAGACCUUCGCAAGGCGCUGUUUGGCAGCAUUGUGCUUUCUGGCGGGUCCACUCUCACGAAAGGAUUCGGUGACAGACUGCUGCACGAGGUGCAGCGUCUGGCCGUCAAGGACAUGAGGAUCAAGAUAUUCGCGCCUCCUGAAAGGAAAUACACCACGUGGACGGGUGGAAGUAUCCUAGCGGGCCUCAGCACGUUCAAGAAGAUGUGGGUGGAGAAGGAUGAGUGGCAGGAGAACCCGGACAUUAUCCAUUCGAGAUUCGCUUGA